Molecule: messenger RNA, 2060 nt
Organism: Dreissena polymorpha
Lineage: Eukaryota; Metazoa; Mollusca; Bivalvia; Myida; Dreissenidae
Product: poly(A) RNA polymerase gld-2 homolog A-like
Exons: 14
Coding region: 160-1557 (465 amino acids)
Cellular component (GO): cytosol
Molecular function (GO): poly(A) RNA polymerase activity
Source: RefSeq, a predicted model, not a curated record
GCCUUGCGGUUUUUAUGAUGUAAAAGAAUUUCGCACCGACAUAUUGAGCGAACAAGAAAGUGUGCGCCUGGCAAAUUUUGUUUAUGAAUACUUUCAAACUUUAAUCGUUUCAUUAGCUUAUAACUGAGUAAAUGUAUCUAUAAACUCAAAUCGCACAUAAUGUACCACCAAACAUCUCUGCCUGGUACCAGCUACCAGCCUUACAGCACUUCAGUUCCAUCACAUUUUGUGUUCCAAGAGCCAUAUGUACAACGUCAAGUACCCCAGCGAUUAAUUGCACAACAAUAUCCAACAUAUGUUUCAGGAAUGCCUAGAGUACAUCAGUGGAACAACCAGCCAAGUGUCAAUUACCCCACUCCAGUUGUGUACCCACAAACGUCAGGGUUCCCAUCACAGUCUAACAGAAAGUCUGCAUUUAUCUCACACCAGAGAGAUGGCCCUAAUCCUCUUGUUCACACGCCAGGAAAACGAUCACAUGACAGAAUAUCUUCUAGUACAGUAAAAAUUACAGAUGAACCAACAUUAAAGAAGAAAAGAACAGAAAGAUUGCCACCAUCAAUAAAAAACGACCUGAAUGGCACGAUAACAUCUGAGAUAUGGCGAUACUUUGAACAGUACAAACAGUCAGAUGAGAAUUAUGAACACAAGGUGGAUCUGAGGAACGCUUUGUAUGCAGUCUUCAAGGAAAUAUUCCCAUUCUGUGGGCUGUACAUGGUGGGAUCCUCCAUGAGUGGGUUUGCCACAAAGACCAGCGAUAUGGACCUGUGUCUCAUGGUCAGCAAUCAACAGAUUGAUGGUAAGAGGGAAGCAGUGGAAAUCCUGAUGGCAAUACAGACAGCGUUGAGACGAUCAAAGUUUGUACGCAAGGCACAGGUGAUAAGAGCUAGAGUACCCAUUCUCAAGUUCGAAGAUUAUUUACAUGGCAUAGAGUGUGAUCUCAACAUCAACAAUUCCGUUGGAAUCAGAAACACACACUUACUGCGAUACUACGCAGCCAUGGACUGGAGGGUGCGUCCUCUGAUACUGUAUGCGAAGAAGUGGGCACGGUUUCAUGACAUCAAUGACGCCUCCAAGAAGACCAUCUCCAGCUACUCUCUCUGCCUCAUGCUGAUCAACUAUCUCCAGUCAGGUUGUGAACCGCCGGUGGUGGAGUCUGUGCAGAAACUGUAUCCAGACCUUUUUGAAUAUGGGGACGACAUUCGGAACCUUCAGAUGAAUGUGAAGAUUGAAUUCAAGAGCAAGAACUCUGAAAGUUUAGGGGAUUUGUUCCUUGGUUUCCUCAAAUACUACAGUACAGAGUUUGAUUUUGAUCUUGAUGUGGCCAGUGUGCGGCAGGGUUGUAGGCUGCCAAUCCACCUAGCCAAGACCUGGACGCCAUCAACUGAACUCUCCAUGUGGAAGUGCCUCAAAGUGGAAGAGCCAUUUGACAGAAGCAAUACGGCGCGAUCAUGUUUCGAUGAGGCGACAUUUGCGCGAGUGAUGAGGGUGUUUGGUCGAAGCUUUCGGGCACUGAGCACAAAAAGAGAUCCUAUCGUCUUGUUUAACGAACCAUUCUGAUGCCUGUGCACUGUGAUAAUUAGUGACCUGCUUUGGAUACCCGCUAUGUGGCGACCAAAAUUGCAAUACUGAAUAAAUUGGUCAGCAUAGCAUUACAUGAAUAUGUAUGAACUAUGAAAGCUGACUUUGUUCGUUUGUUCUUUUGUUAUUUUCAUGAAGUGAGUAAAAGUGUUUAAAAAGAUGGGGAAAAAAAACAACUUGUGAGGAUUCAGGAAGACUGUAACAAUCAUAUUGCAGACAUAAAUUGCAUAGUUUUUGUUCAUUUAGGUAAUUUUUGCUGAUAUAUUUUGGAUGGUAUGGGUUGAUGCCAAGGAAAAAGUAUCAAGUUGAAGUGUUUUUUGUUCUUCUUUUAGUGAAAAUAACACACAUGUAUAAUAUUUUGUACAGGUUUUUAAAAAAAAUGUGCAGGCCUAUGCCAAGCAAACAUGUGUACAAUGCUUUCAAAUUUGUAAAUAUUUAACAAAUAACAUUGUUAAUACUUUGAAAUAAAUAUUAUUUAAUUA